This is a messenger RNA of Pseudophryne corroboree (corroboree frog), 6761 nucleotides long. RefSeq names its product SH3 and multiple ankyrin repeat domains 2 (gene SHANK2). The record is from RefSeq and is a predicted model, not a curated record. NCBI's taxonomy places the organism in Eukaryota, Metazoa, Chordata, Amphibia, Anura, Myobatrachidae. Gene Ontology annotation, cellular component: postsynaptic membrane; dendritic spine; postsynaptic density. Gene Ontology annotation, molecular function: ionotropic glutamate receptor binding; synaptic receptor adaptor activity. Bases 615 to 6074 code for a protein of 1819 amino acids. The transcript is spliced from 24 exons.
AGAGAUGCCUGCACACAGUCCCUCCUCUCCCCCUCCUCUCAUUAUCUCCCUCCCUCCUCAGGUCUCCCUCUCCGAUUCCACUUGCUUGAACUGUUUCACUGGGAGCAAUCAGCUGCGAAGAACAUAUCCAGGGAUGACAUCCAACUUCUUAUAAUCAGGAGACCCCAAGUGAGGACCCCUCACAGAGCACCCCCUGUGUUGCUUCCACCUGCCCAGGGAGGCUAACCCUGUAUCCCCAGGUGGAGGACACCUCUUCUUUCUUCUCAGGACACCCUGAUCCUAGCUUGCACCCUUCCCUGGCCAUCCCAGGACUUGGACCUUUUUCUCCUGACACUUUGGCUGUGGACUGUCUUUCUCUAAUGCAUGCCUGGUCGUUCUGGACACAGCCAUCCUGAAAACAUGACCUGUUGGCGGUACUUGGAGACUUACAAUUCUGCACUGGAGAUCUCCAUACCAGGUGGCAACCAUUGACUACAUGCAAAUUGACAGGUUGGAGGCCCCAUCGGGUAUUCAUCUUCCCCUUUGUAAGCACAACCAUUAGUGGACAAUGGUGUGGGUUUGUCUAAAGCGUAAUUCUUAUGCCCAUAAGCAUUUUAUGGUGAGUGCCACCGACUAUGCCACGCAGUCCCACUUCCAGUGAAGAUGAAAUGGCGCAGAGUUUUUCAGACUAUUCAAUGGAGUCAGAGUCAGACAGCUCAAAGGAGGAGACCAUCUAUGACACAAUCAGGGCUACGGCUGAGCGUCCAACUAGCAGGCUGGAGGAUAUUCAGACCAACACGAUGGUCGUCAGGAUUGCAAUCCCAGAUCUACAGCAAACGAAAUGUAUCCGGUUUAACCCCAAUGCCACAGUUUGGGUGGCGAAGCAGCGGAUCCUGUGCACACUCAAUCAGAGCCUGAAGGACGUCCUCAACUAUGGCCUUUACCAGCCUUUCAGUAACGGGAGAGACGGAAAGUUCCUGGACGAGGAGCGACUUCUGCGGGAAUACCCCCAGCCGAUGAGCAGGGGGGUGCCAUCAUUGGAGUUCCGUUAUAAGAAGAGGUUGUAUAAGCAGUCCAGCAUUGACGAGAAGCAGAUUGCCAAGCUGCACACAAAGGCUAAUUUACGAAAAUUUAUGGAUUACAUUCAGCAUUGUUCUGUGGAGAAAAUUUGCAAGAUGUUAGAUCGGGGACUGGAUCCGAAUUACCAUGAUCCAGAAAAUGGUGACACCCCUCUCACUUUGGCGGCACAGCUGGACAACUCUGUGGAUGUGAUAAAAGCUCUCCGGAAUGGCGGAGCUCACCUGGAUUUCAGGAGCAAGGACGGGAUGACUGCUCUGCACAAGGCAGCCCGAGCCAAAACCCAAACGCCCCUUGUGACCCUUCUGGAGUUGGGCGCUUCCCCUGACUACAAGGACAGCCGCGGUCUGACCCCCCUGUAUCACACAGCGAUGGUGGGUGGGGAUCCCUACUGCUGUGAGCUGCUGCUACAUGAACACGCUUCCGUUGGCUGCAAAGACGAGAACGGCUGGCACGAGAUUCACCAGGCGUGUCGAAAUGGCUAUUACCAGCACCUAGAGCACUUGUUGUUCUAUGGAGCCAAUAUGGGGGCGCAGAAUGCUUCCGGAAACACAGCGCUGCACAUCUGCUCUCUCUAUAAUCAGGAUAGCUGUGCCCGGGUGCUUCUGUUCAGAGGAGCAAACAAGGAGAUCAAGAACUACAACAGCCAGUCUCCAUUCCAGGUUGCUAUCAUUGCUGGAAAUUUUGAACUUGCCGAGUUUAUUAAAAACCACAAGGAAACCGAUAUUGUGCCGUUCAGGGAAGCGCCCAGCUACUCUAAUCGGAGAAGGGGGCUACAAAGCACCUUGGCGGCACCCAGAAUCCUCCUUCGUUCCAACAGCGACAACAACCUCAACGUAAACAAUAUCCCCGAGUGGUCGGCCGCCUCCACCUCUUUACACCGCAGCCUCUCACCACAGCUACUGCAACAGAUGCAGAAUAAUCCUAAUGGCACUGUAAAAACUAUUGGGAGCUAUUCCCAAGUACCACGCAGCCGCUCGCCAUCACUGAACCGCUUAGGAGAGGAUGCAAAGAGACAGCAGCACAGGCACAUCAGUCCUGGUGCCAACAAGGACGUGGCAUCUGCUGUGGAUUAUCAAGGCCCCAAGCGCAAGUUGUACAGCGCGCUACCCGGGAGGAAUUUUAUUGUGGUGAAACCUUAUCAGCCUCAAGGGGAAGGCGAGAUCCCCCUCCACAAGGGGGACAGGAUAAGAGUUUUAAGCAUUGGAGAAGGAGGAUUCUGGGAAGGGAAUGCCAGGGGCCAUGUUGGCUGGUUUCCCGCAGAAUGUGUGGAAGAGGUACAGCCCAAGCCCAGUGAAGGACGUCAAGAAACGCGCACAGACAGGACAAAAAAAUUGUUCCGUCACUAUACUGUUGGAUCUUACGACAGUUUUGAGGCUUCCAGUGACUGCAUUAUUGAAGAGAAGAGUGUGCUGCUACAGAAGAAGGAUAAUGAAGGCUUCGGAUUUGUACUGCGAGGGGCAAAAGCGGAUACGCCCAUCGAGGAGUUUAACCCAACACCAGCCUUCCCUGCUCUGCAAUACCUGGAAUCGGUGGAUGAGGAUGGGGUGGCUUGGCAGGCCGGCCUGAGAACCGGGGACUUCCUUAUAGAGGUCAACAAUGAGAACGUGGUGAAAGUUGGCCACAGACAAGUGGUUAACAUGAUCAGGCAAGGGGGCAACCAUCUUGUUCUCAAGGUUGUGACAGUGACCAGGAGUCUGGACCCAGAUGACACGGCCAGGAAGAAAGCCCCUCCACCACCAAAGCGGGCUCCCACCACUGCACUGUCCUUGCGGUCCAAAUCUAUGACCUCCGAACUGGAAGAAUUUGAUAAAACAGAGGACUCUACUCCAUUAUCUAAGCCUUUAAGACCAGUGGACAACGUGCCAGUAGAUUCCAGGGUGGCCACAAUUAAGCAACGCCCGACCGGUAGAUGCUUCACUCCUGCUACAGAAGCAAAUUCACUGUAUGAUAGGCAGGGUAUUGCUGUAAUGCCGCCCACUGUUCCAGGGAGCCCUCGUGGUCCAUUUCUGGGUAUACCUCGUGGCACUAUGCGAAGGCAAAAAUCAAUAGACAGCAGAAUCACCCUGUCAGGUAUAACUGAAGAAGAGAGGCAAUUUUUGGCUCCUCCAAUGUUAAAGUUUACUAGAAGUUUAUCCAUGCCGGAUGCAUCCGAAGACAUUCCUCCCCCUCCAGCCACUUUACCUCCUUCGCCUCCUCCACCUUCACCAUCACCAUUCAACUCACCUAAAUCACCAUCUCCACGAGGCUAUGGGACUAUCAAGCCAACGUUCAAUCAAUCUGCAGGAACAAAGUCUCCGUCACCAGCCGUACGGUCGGAUAAUGUGGGGACGAUCAUGAGAGACAAAGGCAUGUAUUACAGACAUGAGACAGACAGGUUUUCCUUAGACUCUGAAGAUAUUUAUAGUUCCAAAAUGUCAUCCCAGCAAAACUUUGUAAAGAAGCGAGGCCAAUUGCCAGAAAACCCUUACUCCGAAGUCGGGAAGUUGGGAAACAAAGCAGUUUAUGUGCCAGCAAAACCAGCUCGGAGGAAGGGGAUGCUUGUAAAACAGUCUAAUGUUGAGGACAGCCCAGAAAAGACUUGUUCCAUUCCAAUUCCAACCAUCAUCAUUAAAGAACCAUCAACUAGCAGCAGUGGAAAGAGCAGCCAGGGCAGUAGCAUGGAGACAGACCUUCAAACCUCAGAGCAGCAGGGGCAAUUACGGCCAGAUGACAGCCUUAACGUGAGCAGUCCAUUCGCGGCGGCUAUUGCUGGAGCAGUAAGGGACAGAGAGAAGAGGUUGGAGGCAAGGAGAAACUCCCCUGCCUUUCUGUCUACAGACCUAGGAGAUGAAAGUGUGGGUCCUGCACCAAGCCCUAGGUUGCGGCACUCCAAGUCCAUCGAUGAGGGAAUGUUCUGCAAUGAGGAGAGCUUUAAGCACUUUGCAGGUCCAACCUCGCUAAUUUUAAGCAGAGGAACUACAAAUGCGUUCAGUAACAAUGGAGAUCUAAACAAUAUAAGGCUAGGAAAGGGAAAAGGACACGAAAACAAUACAGUGAAAGGGAUUUCUGGAAAUUACAUGCAUCCGGUUACAGGGAAACUGCUAGAUCCUAAUUCUCCUUUGGCGCUGGCUUUAGCAGCUAGAGAUAGAGCUAUGAAAGAACAAGGUCAGCCCAGCCCUAGUCCCAUUGAAACAGACAAGUCUGAUCUAAACAAGCCGCUCUACAUUAAUACGAAACUAAGAACCAGUUCUGAAAGUUCAUAUCCUACGGCAGCAGCAGUCAGUACAAACCGGCAGAACCAGCGUGGGGUCCUAAAAAGACAGGAGACCGAGAACAAGCACGAAUCAGAAGCGGCCAAGGAGGAAAAACGCCACGAGGAGAAAAAGAACAUGUUGAUCAACAUCAUGGACACUUCCCAACAGAAGACAGCCGGGUUGCUCAUGGUUCAUACAGUAGACACCACCAAAGCCGAAGAUGUUCUUAAUGACCAUGAAGAUGUAGAACCAGAGGUCUUUCCAGAGAAUUCUAGUGCUCCAGCCUCAGAGUCUAAUGAAAAUGUAGAAGGUGCAUUACCCGCAACAAGUGACCCCGGCCCCCCUAUAAUCCCUAGCAAAGCCAUCGUGGCCGUCUGCUCUGUGGACGAGCCGGUUAUCCUACCAUUCCGCAUCCCUCCGCCACCUUUUGCCUCAAUAGAUGUGGAUGAGGACUUUAUCUUCACAGAGCCGCUGCCUCCUCCUCUCGAAUUUGCCAACAGUUUUGAUAUUCCAGAAGAUGCUUCUGCAAUUCCACCUGCUACCUUGGCAGACCUGUUGAUGCAGAGGAAGAAUGGCGCUCUCCAUCCGGCUUCAUUUAAUCGCAACGUUGCCUCUAACUCUUUAGAAAGUAAAAAGCCGCCUGAAACUCUGUCGAACUGCCUGCCUGCCUCAUUCAUGCCGCACCCCGAGAGCUUUGAUAAUGUCACAGACUCUGGGAUUGAGGAGGUGGACAGCCGCAGUGGCAGUGACCACCACUUAGAAACGACAAGCACUAUUUCCACUGUCUCCAGCAUAUCUACCUUAUCAUCAGAGGGUGGUGAAAACUUGGACACAUGUACAGUCUAUGCAGAUGGGCAAGCGUUUCUAGUGGACAAACCCCCAGUACCUCCAAAGCCAAAAGUGAAGCCCGUAAUCAACAAGAGCAAUGCCUUUUACAAGGACGCAGUCCUAGAAGAAAAUGUGGACACUUUUGUUAUCCCUCCUCCUGCUCCACCUCCUCCCCCGAUAGGAAUGCCAUCCAUCUUAUCCAAAGUUGGGCAACAAAGGACCUCCAAGUUAUGGGGUGAUGUCCCCGAGGUGAAAAGCCUAAUCAUGCCAAGUCCCAAAGCCAAUGUUAUUAGUGAAUUAAAUUCUAUUUUGCAACAGAUGAACAGAGAAAAGACCACAAAACCAGGGGGUGGACUAGAUUCACCAACUGGGAUGAAAACCGCAAGUUUCAGCACAAGGGGUACAGAAGCAUUGAGUACUGUCUCAGGUAACAGGAAUACCGCAGUCACUUUCACUGUCCGUCCUGGAGCAAACCAGCCAAUCACUCUACAGAACAGGACACCCGAGUUUGACAGUAGGAUUGUUGGGAUGAGACGAGCUCCGAGCCCGGUAGUAUCUCCUGCCGAAAUCAUCAGAGAUAUCAAGCCCGGUCCUCUGUCGGCUCCACCUGCCUCCAUUUCUGAUGUCUUCAUUCUACCAACCCAAGCCCCUUUGGGGGAUCUUUUUGGGAUGAGCAUGGGGAGAAGUAGGUCCCCCUCACCAUCAAUCUUACAACAGCCAAUCUCCAAUAAGCCUUUUUCAGCAAAGCCUGUCCACAUGUGGACUAAACAGGAUGUUGCCGACUGGCUGGAAAGUCUACACCUGGGCGAACACAAGGACAUGUUUAUGGACAACGAAAUAGAUGGAACCCACUUACCAAGCCUUCAGAAAGAAGAUUUGAUAGAUCUUGGCGUCACAAGAGUAGGACAUCGAAUGAACAUAGAACGGGCGCUAAAGCAGCUUUUGGACAGAUAGAAGUACCUUGUGUUGCCUCCUCAAGUUUCCUUUUCCCAUCAGCUAACGUUCCUUAACGGGGCAAUUAAAAUACUUAAAAAAGGAAAAAAACUAAUUUAAAUACCUUUCUUUACUGCAAGUUUAAAUAGUUGUACAGAUAAUUUAUAAGCACAAUAUUUUAAGGAGAUAAGUGGCUGGUCUACUGGGCAGCCUUUGUGCAACCUUAGUUGUAGAAAGAAAAAUGGAAAAAAAAUAAAACUUUUGUGAUUUAAUAAUACUAUAAUACUAUUUCUGUGGAAUAAUUAUUUGGAGAAAAAAACAAAACAUUAAUUCAAUCUUUUUAAGAAAAAUAAAAAUUAAAAAAAUAUCAGCCUCAUUUGAAUGCACCUGAACCAGCUGAGCUGUGUUGUAUUUUCUAUCUUUGUAGAACUUCUCCAUUGAAGAAUGGAUGCUUCUUCAGAUGUUGGUAUGGAUAAUGCAGCGGAUACUAAAUAAAUAGGAAAGUAUUUAAUUGAAACCCCCCCAAUGGAAAUAAGUCAUUUAGCCCUGAUCAGCCUCAGAGAGGUCUGCAGUGCUUGGCUGGGUGACCCGGGCCACUCUGAAACAGUUUAGGGUUUAGAACUUACGUGUUAUUCUUUUGCAGGUACGAAUUUGUAUCUAAGUAAAAAAUUUAUCAUUGUAAUAAAGAAAGAAAAAAUCAAGCAAAAA